GACAAGAUUCGAUAUUUUUCUUCUUCCCUACAUCUGUCAUGAAUGACUAACUUUACAUGUGCACCGUUUUGGAAAGCACGCCAUUUUUGUUGUUUGACUUAAAAAAUUAGUUUGGCAUAGAAAAUGGGGACACGUGUAUAUGUUGGUCGGGUGUCUCACCAUGCUAGAGAAAGAGAUAUUGAGAGAUUUUUCAAGGGUUAUGGACGAAUUCGAGAUGUGAUGCUAAAGAAUGGAUACUGCUUUGUGGAGUUUGAAGAUGACAGGGAUGCAGAUGAUGCUGUUUAUGAAUUGAAUGGGAAAGAGCUUAUGGGUGAAAGAGUUGUGAUAGAGCAUGCAAGAGGUACAAGACGUGAUCGUGGUGGUGGCGGCGGAGGAUAUGGUGGUGGUGGCGGCGGCGGUGGAUAUGGUGGUGGUGGUGGCGGCGGUGGAAGAAGCUUCAGGCGCGAUCCUAGUUGGCUGUCUAAGUAUGGGCCACCGACAAGAACUGAUUACCGGAUUAUAGUGGAGAAUUUAUCCUCUCGUGCUAGCUGGCAGGAUUUAAAGGACUAUAUGAGACAAGCAGGGGAAGUGACAUAUGCUGAUGCUCACAAGCAGAGAAAAAAUGAAGGAGUUGUGGAUUUUUCAACAAAAGCAGAGAUGAAAAGAGCCAUUGAGAAAUUGGAUGGUACUGAAAUAAAUGGACGAAAGAUCCGGAUGAUUGAAGAUAGACCUAGCAGACGAAGGAGAAGCUACAGCAGAAGUAGGUCUCGCUCUAGAAGUCGCAGCAGGUCCAGGUCUCGCAGCCGCUCUAGAAGCAGGAGUCGUAGCAGGUCCAAUAGAAGCAGCAGGAGUAGAAGCAGGUCAAGGUCUCGAUCUGAAAAGAGGUCACGGUCGAGGUCACGUUCAGAAAAAAGAUCUAGGUCAAGGUCUAAAUCAAGGUCAAAGUCUCCAGAUGGCAAAGGUGAUAAUGACAAGGAUGAAUCAUGAUCACAAAUAGCAAACACAUACAUACAUACUUACAUUAUACUUUCAAUUGAUGUCUUAAAUGAGGGACGACCAUUUUGUCAACUGUAGUGGAUAUUUUUCUUUUGAUUACUUUUGCCAGAGAGAAAAUGCUCUACACUAUUUUACAUCAUUUAUUAUGAGUCUGAGUGGAAAGUUUUAAGAAUCUUUCAGGUCAGCAUCUGCAGCUAUGAGGUUUAUAAUAUGAAAUGAUGUUUGUUCACUUUUUUAAAAUGCUCUUUUUUACCAUCAUUUAUAUAUUGUUAUGUUUCUAUGAAAUAUACAUGUUGUUUUUUGUGAGAUCACUAGAUUACAUAGUUUAACUAUUGGUAGAUGUCGUAAUGCAUUCCUGUGUCUCGUAUUUCAUAUCAUAUAACAUCAUCAUUAACUCACUGUUUGACCUUCUUAUGAUAUAGUCCAGUUAGUCUUGACUUGAAUAAAGUUUUUCAUAAUUUCCUCACUUGCAGUCUUUUGCAUGGAACUGAAAUUUGUUAUCAAGUAUAUAAAAUAGUUGGAUGACAUAGGGGAAUCUCUGCUGUAGAACAAAUUAAUCAUAACUGUAAAUAUAUUGCCAUGCUAUCACCAUCAUCAACACAUUGUAUUUUUUAUUGAAAUAAAAAGUUAACAAAAGUU
Ruditapes philippinarum (Manila clam) is the source of this 1614-nucleotide messenger RNA. Its product is annotated as serine/arginine-rich splicing factor 6-like. The transcript has 8 exons. Gene Ontology annotation, biological process: alternative mRNA splicing, via spliceosome; mRNA splice site recognition. The coding region runs from base 124 to 966 and encodes 280 amino acids. Gene Ontology annotation, molecular function: mRNA binding. Lineage: Eukaryota; Metazoa; Mollusca; Bivalvia; Venerida; Veneridae. The record is from RefSeq and is a predicted model, not a curated record. Gene Ontology annotation, cellular component: nucleus; cytoplasm; ribonucleoprotein complex.